AUGGUUUUGCAGACAUCUUCACCAUCAUGGCUUGGUGCCGCUCUGGCCCUAUUGUCUCUCUUUUCUCUUCUGGUCCCCGCCAAUGCCUUGUAUUUCUACGUGGAUGGCCGACAAACAAAGUGCUUCUUCGAGGAUCUCCCCAAGGAUACCCUGGUCGCUGGCAGAUUCUCAGCUGAAGUGAUCAACCCCAACACCAACACAUACACUACCGACCACAACCUCCGGAUUCAGAUCACAGUUGACGAGACCUUUGACAAUGAUCAUCGCGUUGUGAACAAGCGCGAAAACCACGCGGGUCGCUUCACCUUUUCCGCUGCUGAUGCCGGUCAACAUCGCAUCUGCUUCACGGCCGAGACCGAUUUGACCACCUCCGGCUGGAUGUCCAGCGGCCAGGGCGCUGUCCGAUUCACCUUGGACAUGGCUAUCGGUGAGACCAGCAAGAUUGAGACCGAGGACAAGGACAAGAUGAAGGAUAUUGUCCAGCGUGUCCGUGACCUGAACAGUCGUCUGCACGAUAUCCGUCGCGAGCAGGUCUACCAGCGGGAGCGUGAGGCCGAGUUCCGUGACCAGUCCGAGACCACCAACUCUCGCGUUGUCCGCUGGGCUCUGAUUCAAGUCGCUGUUCUCUCUGCGGCUUGUGCCUGGCAAUUGUCUCAUCUGCGGUCCUUCUUCAUCAAGCAGAAGUUGACUUAA
Molecule: messenger RNA, 693 nt
Organism: Penicillium oxalicum
Lineage: Eukaryota; Fungi; Ascomycota; Eurotiomycetes; Eurotiales; Aspergillaceae
Product: p24 family protein
Exons: 3
Coding region: 1-693 (230 amino acids)
Biological process (GO): intracellular protein transport; Golgi organization; endoplasmic reticulum to Golgi vesicle-mediated transport
Cellular component (GO): Golgi apparatus; COPII-coated ER to Golgi transport vesicle; endoplasmic reticulum-Golgi intermediate compartment
Source: RefSeq, a predicted model, not a curated record